Messenger RNA from Tympanuchus pallidicinctus (lesser prairie-chicken), 9149 nucleotides. RefSeq names its product G protein-coupled estrogen receptor 1 (gene GPER1). The record is from RefSeq and is a predicted model, not a curated record. Gene Ontology annotation, molecular function: G protein-coupled receptor activity. The coding region runs from base 4811 to 5884 and encodes 357 amino acids. The transcript has 5 exons. Gene Ontology annotation, biological process: G protein-coupled receptor signaling pathway. Lineage: Eukaryota; Metazoa; Chordata; Aves; Galliformes; Phasianidae. Gene Ontology annotation, cellular component: membrane.
AACACUACUUUUCUGUUCUAAAAUAUCUCCCUGCAGAGGAUAAUUUGAACUUUAAAGUCACAUGGUGAAAUCAUAGGUUUGCUAAGCAUGCAACGUGUACGGUUUGAAUGAUGUAAACCCAGUUCCUGUUUCCCUUGCAGAACUGAAUGUUUUUGUAGUCAGCAAGCAACUGGAGUUUUCAUCGCGAUUUAUAACAGCCAAAGAAGUUACUGUGAUAUACACACGCUGCUGUCUGCAUAAAUAGAAAGGGCUACAUCCUCCAAACAGUAACUGUAAUUCAUCUGACUACUCACAGUGGAAGUCUCAGCUAAUUGUAUCUGUGGAGCAUUUUCCUGGAAAGUUUCUAACUUCCCCGGGCAGGAACAAGCAGGUUGUGCAGAAAGGAUGAGCGCUCACAACAUGACGUGGAUCAGCUACCCGAGCAAGAGCCUGGCUUCCACCUCCCUGGAAGAAAUUGAAGCAUUCAUAGCUUCACAAAACAUCAUAUCCAGACUUAUGCACUGUUACAUUGCCUUCUUUGUGCCGACAGGGCUGAUAGCUGGCGUGUGCAUUUUGGUCAUUUUCAUAAAGAAUUACGUGCAGAACAAAGCCAUGGAGCACUUAGACCCGCUUCUCCUACACUUCACCAUCAGCAACAUCACAAUGAUUCUGUUGUCAUUCACAGUCAUCAACAGACCUGACUACACGAGAGUGACCCACCUGGCCUGUAGUGUGCUGUCAUUUCUGUUCAACUUCAGUUAUUUCAGCUCUCAGCACUCUUUGGUGCUGAUGCUUCUCAUGCUGUUACUGAAGAGAUUUCCACCAAGGACUGCUCUGAGCACAGUAACCCAGCGCCCCAUUCUGUGCAUUGGAUGCGUACUGCUAUGUGCCUUCUGCUUGGCUCUGACAGAGGCAGUGCUGGUUGGCACAGAGAACUACCACUUGGAAACAGACUGCCAGCUAGAUCCAUUAUUUGCAUGGCCUGAAUACGAGAUCGUUAAAUUCACCCUUGGAUUUGGAAUCCCAUCAUUUCUUCAGAUACUCUCUUUUAUCACCCUCCUUGCUAAAGAAGCCCCUGCUGAAGCUCCAGCCUUACAGCAGCACAUCCGUGCUUACCUUGCUGUGUUCAUUAUAAGCAUAACGACAUUUAUAUGUCGUCUAUUUUACAACAUUAUGAUUCUCUUCAGGACAACACUGAAAUUACAGAAGAGCAUUGGAACUCCAAAGGAUGAGCUCGUGAUGAACAUUGCUGAAAUAGUACUGUUCUCUGAGAGCUGUGCUAGCCUGCUACUCAUCCUCUGUUUGCACAAACCAUGCAAGGACAGAAUACUUCAAGUCAUACGGAGCUGCCGAAGGGCACCCAGCACCCCCAGCCACCUCGACAUCCCAGUAACGCCCACAGGCCCUGAAAUGAUGUCUCAGUAACACCUGCUCUUCUCAGAGCUCUCAAUCUACUCCUAUGGCUUUUCUUCUUUGUAAAGGACAGUUGUUCUUCCUUUUGAUCCCAAACUUGGACUAUCACACAGCUAGCAGGACUGAUAAACAUGUAUUUAUCUGCUAUCUGCAGUGACCUAGCAUGUAGAAACAUGCAGGACUUGGGGGUCUGUUCUCAUGUGCGUGUAAAUAUUUUUUCAUCUCCUUCCUUUGCACUUUACUUCAAAAGCGAGCAGAAAGUAUUGCAGCCAUAGGAACAUGCUUCUGUAAUAGAACCAAUGCCUUAGUGAGGAUGAGCACCAAAACAUAUCCCAGAGCAACUUGGAACUAAGGAUCAGUUAGUGACAACUAUGAAAUCCUUUCAUUUGGACAAGUGGAGAGGCGAAGCACCCAGGAAGGCCUGCCAGACUCAACUGCUGGAGUCGGAAAGGACUGCUGCUUUGUGAAUUCUAUUUUAUCACAUUUGGAUGGAGACUGGAGUGCUAUGAUGACAUCCUCCACUUUUACAUCAUGUUGUGGCCCAAUUACAGAAAAUCUGGAUGUGUUUCUCCUCUCUUUGAAGUGUUUUGCAACAUACAGUGCCAGAAAAACAAAAAGAUUCUACCAAACAGUUUGAAUGGUACAAGUGCUGUCCCUGCAAAGGCUGAACUUUAAAAAAAUGUAUUUUUAGUAAGAAAAAUGCGUUCUCAGAAUAAUUGGCAACUAAAAAGGCUGAACAAACAAACACACUCCAGGCAAGGUUUUCUGCAGGCACAGAACACAAUCAUUUGUUCCAAUCCAAACUAUGCUUGAUUACGUGCAAGAAAAGUAGCGAUCCUGUGACUGGUCAGGAUAAAAUCCAGAGGUACUGCAGAGGAGGGCAACAGCUCCAGGCAGAUGUCACACAGUGGAUGGACAAGGUCACAGGUGCUGCUCAUGCUAACAGAACGAUGAGACAGCCCUGGAGGGGGAGUUCCAUCUACACGCACAACUUGAACUUUACAGCAGCAUCUGUUCCUCCUCCACUCACCUCCCACUUUGCUCUUCCUCUACUAUCACUCCUUUGGUAACAGCAGUCCUAUGCUGACGCUUGCUAAAUUACCUCCAGCAGCCUAUAUUAUCAUAUUAUCCUCACUCCGAGCCUCUUGGUACAACACAGCACAUCACAAUCACACCAGUGCUCCUUCAACACAAUGCAGAGCCAGAUAUGUUUAUGGAGGCAUAUACAGCGUUUAAGAAGUUGACUACUACAGAUUUAAAAACAACUGCCAGGAAAAACACUAAAGGCUGGAUUACUGCAGCAGGACAUGGCAGGAAGGCUAACACACCAGUUGCUUCCAUGCUUGUUCUCAGCAGCAGUUGCAAUAAGGCACAACAGGCAGGGCUGUAACACUGUCACAAUUCAGUUCAAUAUACAGAUCACGGAGGCACUCGUUAUGAAGUCCUAUGGGAUAUCAGCAAAUGAAGGAGGAAAAGGGACUGAGGUAUUCAGCAGCUGUUAAAAUUUGUUGUAAGCACUUUGUGACCCUUUUCAAUGGGGAAGUGCUGAACGGUGAGAUUAAGAUAGAUUAAUCAGUAACAAUCACUUGAUUGCAUAAACAAGAGCCUGGAGAUGCUGUCAUUUGUUUUAGGAAACAAAAUUCAGAGAAUUCACAUGACAGUCUCAUAAAAUAUUUAUUUACUGAAACACAGAAGUCACUAAUUACAGUGUAAUCAUAUUAGACGUGGCCUCUUCUUAUGCUUCAUAGCUCUCCUAGCAGGAGAAACAGCUACUUCAGGGCUUUUUCAGAAGGACAUUUCCUACCUACACUUGAAGAGUGGCAGAAGGACGUAUUUCUUGUCCUAAAUUCAAAUGAGAAAAUCAGCACUGAUAACAGCAUUACACAUUCUGAUAGCAAAUCAGCUGAUGCUCGCAGUUAGAAAACCAGGGGCAGACAAAGCAGCUGAUUGCUGGAGCAGGACCCCAACAUAACAAACAUGAACACCCAGAAGCCACCUCUAGGCAUAAAGGGAAACACUGAUCCUGCUGGCCCUUACAAGAUCAGUGCAAGUUCUGAAGGACAGAAUGAAGCAGACGAAACCACAUGAUCCAUGAGCAACAAGAAAGACUCUUUAUAAUCCUGCUCUUAGAACAGAGGAAAAACAGCCCAUCAAAGCUGGUAUCACAAGACUUUCCAACACGACAAUUACUGCCGUCCUAUAACCCAACCACAGCUGUGCACUUCUCAAAGCAAAGCACUCUAAGGCCCUCGGUCCCCAUUUCCCCAUCAGGAAGACUCCAGAAAUCCAUCUGUGUGCACAUUCUCUUCAGCUAAGCAGUAAUGCAUUCCCAAACCAUCCACAGUCACUGUGCAGGAACAACGACACGACAACUUCAUGCCUCUGAAUGAUAACACUGAUUUCUUGGAACCCUGAUGCUGAGAUCCAAUCCAUUUUUUUAAUAGCAGCUGAACAUCGCAUCGAAGCACGGCCUGCCCAUUAAUGACACUUUAAGUUAGCAGAUCUGUAUCAUCUUAAAAAGUGAACCACGCAAAGACAAAAUUGCUCUUUCAGGAGAAAAACACAUUUCCUUUCAGCCUUCAGAACUGUAGCCACCAGUAGGUGGUGUUUCUGAAAUGUCAGAGCACUUCUUCUCCCCUACAGAUGAAAUGCAAAACUCCACCUGCACUACUGCUGCUUUUCAUGCAGGACUCCACGCUCACUGCUGCUCCACGUUCACUGCAAAGAAACCUAUUUCAUCCGAGGGCCUUUGAGCAGAACGGUUCUACCACGCGUCCAGAUGACAACACACACCUGACAAUGUAAAUAUACAGACGACACAGGACUGACUCGCAGGUGACAUUCCCUGCAGCUCUGCACACCUAAAGGCAAGUUUAUCCUGGCACGGCAGUGGAAGUUGACACAUCCAUUAAGUGAGUACCUGAGCGAGAAGCAGCCUUCUGCUGUCUGCAGGAAAACCAGCUCUGGAAAAAUGGAAUUAAGGUCCAAGGAUGUGCAAUGAGUAUUAACAGAACACAAAUGGAGCUAGAAUUCUGCCAUCUUCCGACCUGCACGGAGGAGAACUGCUGAAGAAAACCUUUCUUUGAAAUGAUCCAAGUACCAUUAUGGUAAAAAGAUCCCGACGUGAUCUUACAGCGUACAGGAACUGCAAGUGCUCUCAUUUGCAAUGCAUAUAGUGUCUUGUAAGAAAACAAGAAAGAAAGAAAUGUACUUCUUGUACUGUUGUAUUUCAGUCAAUUUCAAGUCUAAUUAAUUUGGCUUCUGAAGAAUUUGAAUUUCCUAUUUAUAAGUGCGGGCUUUCUUCCAUUCCAAACAAAAUGCUUCCGAUUCACUGCUUUGAAAACACCCCAAAACCUCAUCUUUUUGGCAUUACUACCAAACUGUGAGUGCUGUUAUCUUUUGUGCAUGUAUUUUAACCAUGGAAACCUACUCUGCCUCAGUCCCACCUGUCAUAUGUAACAGCACAACUUUCAACCUCAACGGAUCGCAUCUGUGUAACGAGAGCCUGUCUUCUAGAUUAGCAGAUAAAUCAGAACACCAACAAUACGUUAUUGGGCUUUUCCUAUCGUGUCUUUACACAAUAUUCCUUUUUCCCAUCGGUUUUGUAGGAAACAUUCUGAUUCUGGUGGUGAACAUAAGCUUUCGUGAGAAGAUGACUAUCCCAGACCUUUACUUCAUCAACCUCGCGGUGGCCGACCUCAUUUUAGUUGCUGAUUCUCUCAUUGAGGUUUUUAAUCUUGACGAAAAGUAUUACGAUAUCACUAUCAUAUGCACCUUUAUGUCUCUGUUCCUUCAGAUCAACAUGUAUAGCAGCAUUUUCUUUCUGACGUGGAUGAGCUUUGACAGAUACAUAGCGCUGGCAAAAGUAAUGAGGUCCAACCUAUUUCGCACUAUGCAACACGCCAGGUUGAGCUGUGGUCUCAUAUGGAUGGCAUCCAUUUCUGCAGCACUGGUGCCAUUCACGGCUGUGCACUUACAACACACCGGAGAGGUCUACUUCUGUUUCGCAGACGUAAAAGAAAUCCAGUGGCUAGAAAUAACCCUGGGGUUUAUCAUCCCCUUUGUGAUCAUCGGCCUUUGUUACUCGUUAAUCGUUCGAGUCCUUAUAAAAGCACACAAGCACAGGAGCCUUCGCCUCCGCCGACAGAAGGCUCUUCGAAUGAUAUUCGUUGUGGUCCUGGUUUUCUUUAUCUGCUGGCUCCCUGAAAACGUCUUCAUCAGCGUCCAGCUCCUGCAAAAGAAAAGCGAGCCCUCCUCGUCCAGCAGCCCGUCCUUCAGACACGACUACCCUCUCACAGGACACAUUGUGAACCUGGCAGCUUUCUCCAACAGCUGUUUGAACCCUUUAAUUUACAGUUUCCUAGGGGAAACCUUCAGAGACAAACUGCGGCUGUACAUUGAACAGAAAACCAAGAUGUCCACGUUACAUCGGUUCUGCCAGGCUGCCCUGACGUCUGUCAUCCCCGACAGCAAUGAGCAAUCCGAGGUCUGAUUUGGGGCUGUUGUGCAGAACGUCUGACUGUGAAGCUGUGCAAAUAGUGAACAAAAUGCUUACUACUAACAGCAAGAAGCAUGCCUGCCUGUGUAUAUAUUGCACUGCUCUACUGAGCGUGGAAGGUUUAUGUUCAGAAUGUUUUUAUGACAACUUUAAUGUAGAGGAAUAUGCUAUAGUCAGAUUUAUAUUUAAUUAAGAGCAGGAUUAUUAAAAGCUGAGCACUGGAGGAGCUUUAUUUUAUAUAAUACAUGCAUGAAUGAUAAUAUAGAAGAAAAUUUUAUCAAGCUAGAAAGACUCCAGAUGUAACUUGGUUAUUGGAGAUGUUGUUUUGCUGGUGUAUAGAAGGCACUUCCACUUAAACAACCAAACUGCAGUAAGAGUGGGGAAAAAUCAUUACAACACAUUGAUGCGGAGAUGCAGAAAACAGUUUGACUUUUACCCACAUGUGUUAAGUUAAAUGGCUUUGCUUUUGAGAACUAUAUAGUAUUAUCAUCAUUGUAUUCCAGCAUGUCUUCCACAAUUAACUUUUUCUGAUCUUAAUACAAUCUAGAAUGGUGAUGAGCUUUUGUCUCAUAAAUCUGAUCUGCUGUUUACAUCAGCACUUGAUCAAAGCUGUAAUCAUCUGUCACUGUGUGGUUCAUCUCAAAGAACUCAACUGCAGUGAAAUGUAAUGCUGUGCUCUUUUGAGGAUUCCCCAGGACAGCAUUUCUCAGGAUGGACAUAAAUGGGCUUUUUGUCAAAAAUGCAAGCACAUAUAUGUGCAUCCAUAUCUCCCUUCAGACUCAAACAGAAGUCAUGUAAGAUCUGUCUCCACUUAGCAGACCCAUUCAGAUGGUAGAACAACAUCCUGUGGCUUUAAAGCAGUCACAUUCUGCAAGACUGCAAGAAUUGCUUACAAAAAUGAAAAAGCCUCUUUUUUUCUCUCUCUCUUUUUUUUCUUUUUAAAGAAGAACUUCUGCAAAGGUGAACAUAUCAGAUCUGCACUUGGUGCCCUGCCCACCCCACCCCCAGAAAGCACAGGUCUUGGGACCCUUACAAUGCACGUUGGUUGCUCUGUCCAUCUGAAGACAAACAAUGCUAAGAAAACAAACGUUAGCUAGAAAACAACAGCUUCUAAUUUCUUUUAGAAAAUAGCUGGCUUUUAAAUCUGGAUGACGCUUAGUGCAGGUUACUGCUGAACUUCCUCAGAGGAAGCCAUAAAGUUCCUAGAGAUUUGUGCACAAGGUCAUUAAACCGUCACACACUGCAGCUCUGAAAUACACAAACUAAUUCCACCUCUGUGCUCACCAAGUCGAGCACCAGAACUCCAGAGAAUGUGACGAUCUGCCCCACUUUCAAACAUCACAAAUGAGCCAAUUAGCACACUAAAGGAGUUUUAAAAUGCAGACACUUAAAACCACGAGUAGAGUAUUAAGCAACAAAGGAAAUGGCGAUUGCACUCAUAUUUCUCACAAAAUAGUCAGUCUGCUAGUGAAGCUGCAGCCACAAAAGGUUUGACCUGUGGGCAGAGAGGCCCCAAGAUGAUGCUGCAUUGGAACUAGCUGGAUGUUCCUGAAACACUGAAAUAGGACAGCACAGAGGAGUUUGCCCAACAGCUGACCACUUCCAAGGGACUGUUAAUCAUCAGCUAAGGAGAAAUUCCCAUUUACUCCCAUCUUUCUGGUAGAGCACUAAUUAUAUUUUCUCUUGGAAACAUACAAGCACUGCCAUGCCUUCUCUGUACAGAAGCUUCUUGACAACACAGAGCAGCAAAUCUCAUGCUGCUCCAAAUGAUACAUACGUCCAUUUUCCCUCAUUAAUUUCACCUUGGGAAUUAACAACAAUCAUCCCAGUCCCACACAGACACCCCUGUGACAGACAGCUCUUUCAAACAGCACAAAGGAACAGAUCACACUUGCAGCAAUGCAUUUCCAUCGAGCCCCAGCACAGCAUACCAGCUGUGGGUAAUCCCAGCACUUUCCACGAAUAAACCAACUUCUCUGAGGUUGCAGCAGUACAGCUUCCCAAACAGAAUUCCUCCAUCCAACAUCCCAUUAUACAGCUAAAAGCACACUGCACACCUGAGCUACCAGAGGAGCUUCCUGCUGCUGGUAUUUCGGUUCAGGUUUACGAGCUGUACCUGAAAUGACUAAAUUUAAACAUGCUAUUGUAAAUAAAUGACAAGUGUUGUCCCAGGUGAAAAAAUGACACCUCUUCACAGAAGCUCGUGGUGUUUUUUUCCUCUAACGUGUAAUUUAAUCACACAAAGUUGCUUUCACUGCUUCCUUUCAACAGUUUGACAUUUACUACAUGGUGAUUGUGCAGGCAUGAAAAGCAGAGACGGUCAGUCUUGAGAUGAAGUUUGUUUAAUUUGUGAAAAGCAUUGAUGAUGUGAAUGUGGCAAGGAAUUGGAGUCAGUGGGUCAAACAACCCCAGCUCCUGCAUGGGACAGACGAGAUGCAGAGAAUAACAGCCCCUUCCUUUCCCCUUCUGGUCCACACAAAAACCAAAGGCUCGCAUCCAAAAAUGCUUCACCCAUCCAUUCCAAAAGGGAACAGCUGCUACAGAGCAAAUUCAGGAAGCAAAAAGCAGAAAUCUUGAAACACAAUUGUCUUCAACAUUGCUUCUAUCAACUGGAAAAAAUACCACCUCUCCUUACAAAUUGCCCUAAUGUCACCAAUUGCUGUACUUCAUCAGCUGUUCAUUAAGACUGCAAAAGGGAGGAGGUUACCUGGACAACUCAGAGCGGUUAGGACUGUUGCUUUCUGUGUCAAAAUGUGGUUUACAGGGGGUGAAAGUACACAGAAUUCAACCUUGAGCAUGAUUUAAUUCCAUUUGAACUUGUUUCUACACAAAAAGGAAAAACAUGCACACACAGAAGGCAGGUUUGAAUGUUAACAGCUAUUCAUGAAAACGGAUCAAUGAAUUUACUUCAUUUUGCUUGAAAACAGGGGUGUGAUUUGAAUUGAGGGGACUCUGCCCUUCCCUUCCGAUCCAAAAGCCUCUCCCCCCUCAUUCAGAACACUGCACAAAUGUUUGGGACUUCCAACACAGAAGAGCACAGAGCUAAAUUCAUGGCUGAAUUCAAUCAAUCAAAUUAUCUCUUUGCAACAAGUUUACUCUCAUGUUACCAAUUACUCUUACAGCAGCCCAUCACUACACAGCCAGACACAGACAUUUCUCGUUCAGACUGUUUAGAUUAAGCUAUUAUUAUUAUUAUUACAUUCUGUUUAUUAAGCACGUCUCCAAUAAACAUUUCCACCUCAGAAAUGCAUUUUAUCUU